Messenger RNA from Pyrus x bretschneideri (Chinese white pear), 636 nucleotides. Its product is annotated as glutaredoxin-C1-like. Bases 141 to 524 code for a protein of 127 amino acids. The record is from RefSeq and is a predicted model, not a curated record. The transcript has a single exon. NCBI's taxonomy places the organism in Eukaryota, Viridiplantae, Streptophyta, Magnoliopsida, Rosales, Rosaceae.
ACCAUAAACAACUUCUCUUCACUUCUCUCCUCUCAGUUGCAAUCUACGAUUUUACUUAGUGGGGUUUUUUGUUCGUUUUUGGGUCCAAUUAAUUAAUAAUUAAGAGGAGAGAUUAGGAUUGUAUUAGUGCAUUGUUAAUCAUGAUGCAUUACCAGGCAGCUGCUGAGUCAUGGGGGUACUACGUGCCGGUGAGGAUGAGCAUGGGGGAUCCACUAGAGCGGGUGGCAAGGCUGGCCUCGAAGAGCGCGGUGGUGAUAUUCAGCGUGAGCAGCUGCUGCAUGUGCCAUGCCGUCAAGAGGCUCUUCUGCGGGAUGGGGGUGAACACAACGGUGUACGAGCUGGAUCAGGACCCCAGAGGGAAGGAGAUCGAGAGGGCACUCAUGAGGUUGCUCGGCAACUCGUCGGCGGUUCCGGUGGUCUUCAUUGGUGGCAAGCUUGUCGGCGCCAUGGAUAGAGUCAUGGCUUCCCAUAUCAAUGGGUCCCUGGUCCCACUUCUUAAGGAGGCUGGGGCCCUCUGGCUCUGAUCGUCAUCGUCGAAUUAUUACAUGCAUGUCAGGGAAAAAAAAAAGGGAAAAGAAAAGAGUGAGAGUGUAUGUUCAGUUUUAACUACGUUGGAAUAUAUUUAUGUUAAUUUCA